AGUUUUGGAGCAUUUCGUAUUUUCGUUGCAUUAGUACUCCAAAAUAUACUCCAAAAUUUGGAGUUCAAUUAAAAAUAAUUUGUUUUAAUUAAGACAACAAUAUGAGUGAUGAAAAAAUUCAAUUUAAAAAUAAUGUAAAAAAAAAACCAUUAAGAAAAAGAAUUGUUGAUUCUGAUGAAAGUGAUAAUGAUGAUGAUAAUAAAGACAUUGACAUAAGAAAUAAAGUUGAAGAUAUGAAAAUAAUUCAAAAAUUACGUGAACGUCCAAAUGGAGUUAAUGUAAUUGGUCUAGCACUUGGUGAAAAAGUUCCACCAGAUGCAACCUCAUCUGAUUUAUUAAAUAUUAAAACUGGAGGUUUGGUAAAUGCACAUAAAAGUUCAAAAUUUAAACAGGAUGAUGCACAUGAGACUGGUAUUGGUACACAAUUUAAUGCUGAAACAAAUAAACGUGAUGAAGAUGAAGAAAUGGUCAAAUAUAUAGAAGAAGAAUUAUCAAAACGUAAAAAGAAACAAAAUUUAAAUAACUCAGAUGAUCAAGCAUCUGAUAAUAAAAGUAAUUAUUGUUCACCUGAAGAAGCUGCAUUACAAGCUGUACCUGAACAUCUCAGACAAAGUUCAACACAUAGAAGUGAAGAAAUGUUGUCAAAUCAAAUGUUAUCUGGUAUACCAGAAGUUGAUCUUGGUAUUGAAGCUAAAAUAAAAAAUAUCGAAGCAACUGAAGAGGCUAAAUUAAAAUUACUUUGGGAAAGACACAGAAAGAAGGAUGGUCCUUCACAAUUUGUACCAACAAAUAUGGCUGUUAAUUUUGUACAACAUAAUAGAUUUAAUAUUGAUGAAAGUGAUGUGAGAAAAGCAAAACAAGAAGCUGAUGCUAGAAAACGUUUUGAUGCUAGAGAACAAGAAAAAGGAAAUAAACGUAAAGAUGGAGAAAAAGCAACUGAUGAUUAUCAUUAUGAAAGAUUUAAAAAACAAUUUAGAAGAUUUUAAAUUUUAGUAUUUAUUUAUUUUCAUGUACAAACGUGAAAUAACAUUAGUGUAUUUUUUGUAUAAUAUUUAUGAGAAUUAAAUGGAGUACAACACUUUCUUCAUCACAACAUGGAUAAGUAAAACUGGAUAAGAAUUGGGUUCAAGAUUUUUUUAUAAUGCUGAUAGUAUCAUCAAUGGUUUUCUCAAUAAAAAAUCUCAAUAAAGAUCAAAGUUUUAUUAAACAAGAGCGAGAUUGUAUAUAUUUUCGUGUAUCUUUAUUGUAACCAUUAUAUUCAUCAUAAUUAAAAUUUUUAUUAAUCACU
Aphidius gifuensis is the source of this 1288-nucleotide messenger RNA. Its product is annotated as telomere length and silencing protein 1 homolog. Gene Ontology annotation, cellular component: spliceosomal complex. The coding region runs from base 102 to 986 and encodes 294 amino acids. The record is from RefSeq and is a predicted model, not a curated record. Lineage: Eukaryota; Metazoa; Arthropoda; Insecta; Hymenoptera; Braconidae. The transcript has 5 exons. Gene Ontology annotation, biological process: mRNA splicing, via spliceosome.